AUGCGUUAUUCUAUGAUCAACGGCCUUCUUCUUUUGGCUGUCUCCCCUCUGGCAGCUCUCGCUCUCCCAGUGGACCCCAACGACCAAGCCGGUCAGUGGGAUCCCAGUGGACAGUAUCGCAAGGGCCACUACGACCAGAGUGGACAAUUUAUCCCCAACAACGAUGACAACCGCUACAACAACAACGGUCAGGUCAACCAGAACGGCUACGUUGACCGCAAUGGCCAGUGGCGUGACAACAGCCAAAACGGCCAAUAUAACCAGAACGGCCAAUACAAUCAGAACGGCCAAUACAAUCAGAAUGGACAGUACAACCAGAAUGGACAGUACAACCAGCCUCGCGGUGUUGUAGCUCGCAGCUGGCCCAAUGACAACCAGAACAACCAGGGUGGUUGGACUGAUGCCAAUGGCCAGUGGCAUGCCAACAACAACAACCAAGACCAGAAUGGCUGGACCGACGCCAAUGGUCAAUGGCACGCAAACAACGAGAACGAUCAGAACGGCUGGACUGAUGCCAACGGCCAAUGGCAUGCCAACAACGAGAACAACCAGGGUGGCUGGACUGAUGCCAAUGGCCAGUGGCAUGCCAACAACCAAAACAACCAGGGUGGCUGGACCGACGCCAAUGGCCAGUGGCACGCAAAUCAGAAGCGCAGCAUCAUUCCCGGAGAAAUUACUCCCACUGGUGCUGAGGCUGAGCGCAUAAACCACCCUGGACUUGAGAACAAGGCUACUCCUAUGGCUGACUUGACUGCUCAUACCCCUGUCCGUCGUAGCUGGCGCCAGGAUGGCGAGAACAACAACAACAACAACGGGAACUACAACGAUGAUGAUAACAACGACUACAAAAACUACAACAACGAUGAUGACUACAGCCGCAACGAUGAUUACAACCGCAACAAUGAUCGCAACCGCGAUGAUGACUCUUUGUACCGCGAGAACUGGGACCAUGCCUCGCGUGUCGCUUCCGACCUGAUCACUCCCACUCCCAUCUUCCCUCGUGACAUUCCCAGUGCUGCCAACAACUGGAACUCGGCGAACGGCGCCCAGGUUACCCCCAGUGCUCAGAACAACCGCUACCAGAGCUACGGAAACUACAAGAACUAUGGCUCAUACCAGAACUACCCUGUCAACCCCCAGGACCAGAACCAGGACAAGGACAUCAAGGCUGUCACUGGCCAGCAGGAGUAA
This is a messenger RNA of Penicillium nucicola, 1191 nucleotides long. RefSeq lists its product as uncharacterized. Lineage: Eukaryota; Fungi; Ascomycota; Eurotiomycetes; Eurotiales; Aspergillaceae. The record is from RefSeq and is a predicted model, not a curated record. The coding region runs from base 1 to 1191 and encodes 396 amino acids. The transcript has a single exon.